UUUCUCCAGCGCACUGUGGAUAAAAAUAGACUAAAGUAAGGGUGAAUCCGCUCGAUCUGGCAACCCAGAUUUCAGGCAGCGGGACUGCGUCGAGCGACGCUGCUGCUGCUUCUGUGAAGAGGUGUAUGAUUUAAGGAGACAAAGAAACGCCUAAAACAGACACUGUUAUGUUGAAAUAAAUUAGAUAUGACUGAUGUGGAGGCAACGUAUGAAGACUUCAUAGCCUCUGGAAGGACGGGCAGAAGGAAUGCAGUGCAUGACAUCCUGGGGGAAUCAGGAGGACUGGACGCUAGCGGACUCUCGCAGACGCUUUCUGAGCUUAACGUCAACAAAACAGAUGAAGGGAACAAUGGAGAGAAAAGCUCGAGCUCCUCAGACUCUGAUCCCAAACCUGAGGAGAGCAAAGCGGAGGGAACGUAAAGGACUCCUGUGCCAUUAGAAGGACAGAGAGAUCUGUCUCCAUCAGUUCCAUCCUGUGGCAAUUUGAGAACCAGACAUGGCCUGGCGGACACGGCGACGCCGUCUACCAGUCUGCCCUGGACUCAGCCGAGGUACUGCCUUCACGGCAUUCGGAGGAAAAGGCUGGACUUGUAGCUUCAGCACCGGAUGAUACCAUAGCUGAUGUACCGUAGGCACUCCCUUAGCUAAUCACUGUUCGUUGUUAGCUGUGGAAAUGGAGCUAAACCUCUCAGAGCUGCUCAAGACCUAGCAGAAGAUUCGUAGGAUCUUCUCGGAUCUUCUCAGCGUUUGACUUUCCGUCACAUGGAGUCAUGGAGGGAAACAUUUUUUGAUCCACUGCCAAGUUAGCCAUGUUUCAGUGUUCUUAAUUUGUAUAAGUAGUGGUGGUGUUGUAGUAGCUUACCUUUUUACGUAUUUAAAUAUUCAUUCUGUGUUUUAAUCAGGUUUUGGUUUUCCACGUAACGUUUCAGCCGAUGUUCUUAUCGACUACACGCAAGAAAUGACGUUUUUUCCACGUAACACAGAACGGAUGAGUUAAAUGUCACUGAAAACGGUCUAAAAAGUGAUGCAUGACACCUAAAUAUAAUUCAGAGAAUAUACAUGUACAAAAUAUGCAGCUGUGUAAAAGUGAGCUAAACGUUUGUGGUAUAUUUCUUUCUUUUUGAUUUUAUUUUUUAAAUAAAAAGUAAACAAACAAACAGAAAAAAUUAAGCACAUUUUUUUGGUCAACACGGCCCUGGAUUUAUUUAUUAUUUAUUUAUUUAUUUAUUUUUGAGCUCACCUUGAUGGAUUUUUAAUAUAUAUGUCUUCCACUUUUGUUCACGUUGUUGCUCGGUGUGACGUUUUUUUGGUAAUAAACAUAACCGAAUGAU
Molecule: messenger RNA, 1331 nt
Organism: Hemibagrus wyckioides
Lineage: Eukaryota; Metazoa; Chordata; Actinopteri; Siluriformes; Bagridae
Gene: pkia
Product: cAMP-dependent protein kinase inhibitor alpha
Exons: 3
Coding region: 187-420 (77 amino acids)
Biological process (GO): negative regulation of cAMP-dependent protein kinase activity
Cellular component (GO): nucleus; cytoplasm
Molecular function (GO): cAMP-dependent protein kinase inhibitor activity
Source: RefSeq, a predicted model, not a curated record